AUGUGCUCUAGUUUUCCUGACUGUGGAAAGGGAGAGGCAACUGAUCCCCCAGGAGGCAAUGAAUGGAACUCAACAUUGCAGGAAUGCAAGCCCGUGUGUGUGUGUGUGUGUGUGUGUACACCAGACAGUGUGUGUUUUUGUUGGUGUGCACAUGCCUGUGUUUGAGUGAACAACGGGAGCGAGAUUUGGAAGCCGAUUUCCAGUUCCUAUAGCAACCAUGAUGUAAGCGGAGAGGGGCAACAGCGCCCCAUUUCUCUCUAUCUCUCCCCUCUCACUCUCCCUUUCUCUCCCUCUCCCCUCAAAAAACAGACAGCCCAGCACACAGGAAACCUGGGUGUGGAAGAUAGGAAAGUCAUCCUCAUUUUUGCUGGAAUAUAAGGCAUUUUUCUUGUAUUUAUUUUUUUCUUAUGUUUUUAAGAUUUGCAAGCUGUUUAGUAACAUGGACGUUUCAAUCUUUGGAGAGAAAGGUCUGCUUGUCAUGUCUGCCAAGAAAAUCAUUUAGUGCCAGAGGCUGUGGCAGUUGGUGUAUGGCUGUUCUCAGAUGAAGUCCCUGUAAAGAGCGCCUUUGUGAACUUUACUGUUUUUUAAAAAAGGAUAAAACUGGUAAGUCACCUCUAAUGAGGUCUGCCCUUUCACUGUGCUCAGAGACCCCAGAAGCAGCGGCAUGGAGAACCGGCGCUGCCAGCACUCUCAACAGCCCAAUGCCCAGCCCCAAGAGGCCUCGUCUGGGCCUCAGUCCUCCAUGCCCCAGUCCCCUUUACUGUCUGGAGCCUCUUCCCUCAUCUCCCUUACCCAGACAGAGGAGUUCUUUGACCUGAUAGCCAGUUCCCAGAGCCGCAGACUGGAUGACCAAAGAGCCAGUAUAGGGGACCGUCUGGGCAUCAGGAUAGCACAGAACAAUGUGGGACACUUGUGCGAGUCAUGUAGUCCAUGGGAACCUAGUGACGAGUUUUUCAACAUGCUCAUAAAGUAUCAGUCCUCCAGAAUCAAUGAUCAGAGGUGCUCUUUGCCACCAGCACCAGACCCAGAUGAAGACUUCUUCAGCCUAAUUCAGAGAGUGCAAUCCAAACGUAUGGAUGAACAACGGGUUUCCUUUCCUUCUGAUGAAAAUGAUGAAACAGACUUAAAUUCUAAGUCCAAAACCUCUGAGGGCUCAAGCUAGAGACUGUGGCACUUCUGAUACGACUUCCACAAUUUUUUCUGCAAACUCUGACCCUCUGGCUGCACAUUUUGAUCUUCCGAGGCUGGGGUUAGGGAGGAGUAAUAUAGGUUUAUUUUAAUUAGUAGGAUUAUAUCAUGUUGAAUUGUUUUAUAUUUUUACAGACAAGUUACCCUGAGGUGAAUCCAAACCCAACAGAUGUGAUUCAGAGGGAAUGGAAACAAUCACCUGUUUGUAUGUUCCAACAAUUGUUCUUUUACAAAAGUGUUUGUGCAAAUUUCAAGCAAGGUAACACCAUGGAAAAUGAUUAACAUGAUGCUUUCUGAGGAUAAUAUUACUAACUAAUGUCACACAACACAGUAUAGAUCAGUGUGACAGCUCACAAUGAAUAUAAAUUAACUGAUUCCCAACAGAUGGGAGCAAUUGUUUGGCAUGACACUGAAGUUACAUGGCUCAUGGAUCAGUUCAUUAGGUUGUCUAAUUCUGCUGAUAAGUAAUAUAAGUAAUACCAAUAGUAACAUCUUUCAGAAGAUUUAAGAAAAGCUGAAUCCAUCUUUAGAAUUAAAAAGUGCAUAUCGUUAGUCUGUGAAAAGUGGAUAGACUGAUUUUGAGGUGCACUGUUUAACAUGAUGUUUUUUUUUUUUUUUUUCAUUGGAAUAAAA
Cyprinus carpio (common carp) is the source of this 1821-nucleotide messenger RNA. RefSeq lists its product as uncharacterized. The record is from RefSeq and is a predicted model, not a curated record. Lineage: Eukaryota; Metazoa; Chordata; Actinopteri; Cypriniformes; Cyprinidae. Gene Ontology annotation, molecular function: GTPase regulator activity; protein binding.